Messenger RNA from Peromyscus maniculatus bairdii (prairie deer mouse), 7175 nucleotides. NCBI's taxonomy places the organism in Eukaryota, Metazoa, Chordata, Mammalia, Rodentia, Cricetidae. The record is from RefSeq and is a predicted model, not a curated record.
UGGAGGCGGUCCGGUGGCCUUUGUGUCCGAGGCUCACAGUGAUCCCCUGGUCCCGGGGUGGUCAGCAGCAUGGGCUUCCUCAGACAGAUACAGCUUUUGCUUUGGAAGAACUGGACCCUGAGGAAGAGACAAAAGAUUCGCUUCGUGGUGGAACUCGUGUGGCCUUUGUCUUUGUUUUUGGUGUUAAUCUGGCUGAGGAAUGCCAACCCACUCUACAGUCAACAUCAAUGCCAUUUUCCCAACAAGGCGAUGCCUUCGGCAGGAACGUUACCAUGGCUCCAGGGGAUUUUCUGCAAUCUGAACAACCCUUGUUUUCAAAACCCCACCCCGGGAGAAUCUCCUGGAAUUGUGUCAAACUAUAACAACUCCAUCUUGGCAAGAGUGUAUCGAGAUUUUCAAGAGCUCUUCAUGGACACACCAGAGAUCCAGCACCUUGGCCAGAUUUGGACUGAGCUUCGAACCUUGUUCCGGCUCAUGGACACUUUGCGGACUCACCCUGAGAGAUUUGCAGGAAGAGGAUUACAAAUCCGAGACAUCCUAAAAGAUGAGGAGACCCUGACGCUAUUUCUCACAAGAAACAUUGGCCUGUCUGACUCCGUUGCCCAUCUUCUGGUCAACUCCCAAGUUCGUGUGGAGCAGUUUGCUUACGGAGUCCCAGACUUGGAACUGAAGAGCAUUGCCUGUAGUGAGACCCUCUUGCAGCGUUUCAUCAUCUUCAGCCAGCAUCGAGGGGCACAGACCGUGCGUGAUACCCUGUGUCCCCUCUCCCAGGUCACCCUACAGUGGAUAGAGGACACUCUGUAUGCCAACGUGGACUUCUUCAAACUCUUCCGUGUGCUCCCCACACUCCUAGACAGCAGUUCUCAAGGUAUCAACUUGAGAUUUUGGGGAGGAAUAUUAUCUGAUAUGUCACCAAGACUGCAAAAGUUUAUUCAUCGGCCAAGUGUUCAAGACUUGCUAUGGAUAACCAGACCUGUUCUGCAGAACAGUGGUCCUGAGACCUUCACCCAGCUGAUGGGCAUCCUGUCUGACCUCCUGUGUGGCUACCCAGAAGGAGGAGGCUCUCGGGUGUUCUCCUUUAACUGGUACGAAGACAACAACUAUAAAGCCUUCCUGGGGAUUGAUUCCACAAGGAAAGAUCCCACCUAUUCUUAUGACAGAAGAACAACAUCCUUUUGUAACGCAUUGAUCCAGAGCCUGGAGUCAAACCCUUUAACCAAAAUAGCCUGGAGGGCAGCUAAGCCAUUGCUGAUGGGAAAAAUCCUCUUUACUCCUGAUUCCCCUGCUGUUCGAAGGCUACUGAAGAAUGCCAACUCAACUUUUGAAGAACUGGAUCGAGUUAGGAAGCUGGCCAAAGCCUGGGGAGAAGUGGGGCCCCAGAUCUGGUACUUCUUUGAAAAGAGCACACAGAUGACCAUGAUCAGAGAUACCCUGGAACACCCAACAGUAAAAGACUUCAUAAACAGGCAGCUUGCAGAAGAAGGUAUUACCACUGAAGCCAUAUUGAACUUCUUCCGUAGCGGUCCACGAGAGAGCCAGGCUGAUGGCAUGACCAACUUUGACUGGAGGGAUGUAUUUAACAUCACAGACCGCUUCCUACGCCUGGCUAAUCAAUACCUGGAGUGCCUGGUCCUGGAUAAGUUUGAAAGCUAUGAUGAUGAAACUCAGCUCAUCCAACGAGCCCUGUCUCUCCUGGAGGAAAACAGGUUCUGGGCUGGAGUGGUAUUCCCUGACAUGUAUCCCUGGACCAGCUCCCUACCUCCCCAUGUGAAGUACAAGAUUCGGAUGGACAUUGAUGUGGUGGAGAAGACCAAUAAGAUCAAAGACAGGUACUGGGAUUCUGGUCCUAGGGCGGAUCCUGUGGAAGACCUCCGGUACAUCUGGGGAGGGUUUGCCUAUCUACAGGACAUGAUUGAACAUGGAAUCACAAGGAGUCAGACCCAGGCAGAGGUUCCUGUUGGAAUCUACCUCCAGCAGAUGCCUUAUCCUUGCUUUGUGGAUGACUCUUUUAUGAUCAUCCUGAACCGCUGUUUUCCCAUCUUCAUGGUGCUGGCAUGGAUCUACUCGGUCUCCAUGACUGUUAAGGGCAUUGUCUUGGAAAAAGAACUGAGGCUGAAGGAGACCUUGAAAAACCAGGGUGUCUCUAAUGCUGUGAUUUGGUGUACCUGGUUCCUGGACAGCUUCUCCAUCAUGUCAAUGAGCAUCUUCCUCCUGACACUGUUCAUCAUGCAUGGGAGAAUCCUGCACUACAGCGACCCCUUCAUCCUCUUCCUGUUUCUGCUGGCCUUCUCCACGGCCACGAUCAUGCAGUGCUUCCUGCUCAGUACGUUCUUCUCCAAGGCCAGCCUCGCAGCAGCCUGCAGCGGGGUCAUCUACUUCACCCUCUACCUCCCACACGUUCUCUGCUUUGCCUGGCAGGACCGGCUGACGGCCGACCUGAAGACGGUUGUGAGUCUGCUUUCUCCCGUGGCCUUUGGCUUUGGCACCGAGUACCUGGUCCGCUUCGAGGAGCAAGGCCUGGGGCUGCAGUGGGACAACAUCGGGAAGAGUCCCAUGGAAGGGGAUGAGUUCAGCUUCCUGCUGUCCAUGGAGAUGAUGCUUCUCGAUGCCGCUCUGUACGGGUUGCUUGCCUGGUACCUUGACCAGGUUUUCCCAGGUUGCUCAACCCGAGAAGAAAGGGCCCUGGAGAAGACUGAACCUUUAACGGAGGAAAUGGAGGAUCCGGAGCAUCCAGAAGGAAUGAGUGACUCCUUCUUCGAACGUGAGCUCCCAGGGUUGGUGCCUGGAGUGUGUGUGAAGAACUUGGUAAAGGUUUUUGAGCCCUGUAGCCGGCCCGCUGUGGACCGCCUUAACAUCACUUUCUAUGAGAACCAGAUCACUGCAUUCCUGGGUCACAAUGGAGCCGGGAAAACCACCACCUUGUCCAUCCUGACAGGCCUGUUGCCCCCAACAUCGGGGACUGUGCUCAUCGGAGGAAAAGACAUUGAAACUAGCCUGGAUGCAGUCCGCCAGAGCCUGGGCAUGUGUCCCCAGCACAACAUCCUGUUCCACCAUCUCACGGUGGCUGAGCACAUCCUGUUCUACGCCCAGCUGAAAGGGAAGUCCUGGGAGGAGGCCCAGCUGGAGAUGGAAGCCAUGUUAGAAGACACUGGUCUCCACCACAAGAGAAACGAGGAAGCUCAGGACCUCUCAGGUGGCAUGCAGAGGAAGCUGUCUGUGGCCAUUGCUUUUGUGGGAGAUUCCAAGGUGGUGGUCCUGGACGAACCCACCUCUGGGGUGGACCCCUACUCCAGGCGCUCCAUCUGGGACCUGCUCCUGAAGUAUCGCUCAGGCAGAACCAUCAUCAUGUCCACCCACCACAUGGAUGAGGCUGACCUCCUCGGCGAUCGCAUUGCCAUCAUUUCCCAGGGAAGGCUCUACUGCUCCGGAACCCCACUCUUCCUCAAGAACUGCUUUGGCACAGGCUUCUACUUGACCUUGGUUCGCAAGAUGAAAAACAUCCAGAGCCAAAGAGGUGGCUGUGAGGGGGCCUGCAUCUGUACAUCAAAGGCCUUCUCCACCAGGUGUCCAGCCCGGGCUGAUGAGAUAACCGAGGAACAAGUCUUGGAUGGGAAUGUGAAGGAGCUGAUGGAUUUGGUGUACCACCAUGUUCCAGAGGCAAAGCUGGUGGAAUGCAUCGGUCAGGAACUUAUCUUCCUCCUUCCAAACAAGAAUUUCAAGCAGAGAGCGUAUGCCAGCCUUUUCCGGGAGCUGGAGGAGACGCUGACUGACCUGGGGCUCAGCAGCUUUGGAAUUUCAGACACUCCCCUGGAAGAGAUUUUUCUGAAGGUCACGGAGGACUCUGAUUCCGGCUCUAUGUUUGCAGGUGGCACGCAGCAGAAUAGAGAGCAUGUCAGUCUCCGGCACCCUUGUUCUGCUCCCACCGAGAAGGUCAGGCAGCCCGCCCAGGGCUCCCACACCUGCUCCGUAGGACAAGUGGAUCCUUCCAAGGGCCAACCUUCCCCAGAGCCAGAGGAACCCAGCGCCCCGUUCAACACAGGCGCUAGGCUGAUUCUUCAACACGUGCAGGCGCUGCUGGUCAAGCGAUUUCACCAUGCUGUCCGCAGCCACAAGGACUUUCUGGCUCAGAUUGUUCUCCCUGCCACUUUUGUGUUUUUGGCUCUGAUGCUUUCCAUCAUUGUGCCUCCGUUUGGUGAAUUUCCAGCUUUAACCCUUCACCCCUGGAUGUACGGACAUCAAUAUACCUUCUUCAGCAUGGAUGAGCCCAGCAAUGAACACCUCGCGGUGCUGGCAGAUGUCCUCCUGAACAAGCCAGGCUUUGGCAACCGUUGUCUGAAGAAAGAGUGGCUUCCGGAGUACCCCUGUGGCAAUUCAACCCCUUGGAAGACACCUUCUGUGUCCCCGAACGUCACCCACCUGCUGCAGAAGCAGAAAUGGACAGCGGCCGAUCCUUCUCCAUCCUGCAUGUGCAGCACCAGAGAGAAGCUCACCAUGCUGCCCGAGUGCCCUGAGGGUGCCGGAGGGCUCCCGCCUCCACAGAGGACACAGCGCAGCACUGAAGUCCUGCAAGACCUCACAAACAGGAACAUCUCCGACUACUUGGUAAAGACGUAUCCUGCGCUCAUCCGCAGCAGCUUAAAGAGCAAAUUCUGGGUCAAUGAACAAAGAUAUGGAGGGAUUUCCAUCGGAGGGACGCUCCCCACCAUCCCCAUCACUGGGGAUGCACUUGUCGGUUUCUUAAGUGACCUUGGCCAGAUGAUGAAUGUGAGCGGGGGUCCUGUCACCAGAGAGGCCUCUAAAGAAAUGUUAGAUUUCCUCAAACAUCUUGAAACUAAAGACAACAUUAAGGUAUGGUUUAACAACAAGGGCUGGCAUGCCCUGGUCAGCUUCCUGAAUGUGGCCCACAACGCCAUCUUACGGGCCAGUCUGCCUAAGGACAGGGACCCUGAGGAGUAUGGCAUCACCGUCAUCAGCCAGCCCCUGAACCUGACCAAGGAGCAGCUCUCGGAGAUCACAGUGUUGACCACCUCGGUGGAUGUUGUCCUUGCCAUCUGCGUGAUUUUCGCCAUGUCCUUCGUUCCAGCCAGCUUUGUCCUUUACUUGAUUCAGGAGAGGGUGACAAAAGCCAAGCAUUUGCAGUUUAUCAGCGGUGUGAGCCCCGCCACCUACUGGCUGACCAACUUCCUCUGGGAUAUUACGAAUUACGCUGUGAGUGCGGGCCUGGUAGUGGGCAUCUUCAUUGGAUUUCAAAAAAAAGCCUACAUGUCUGCAGACAACCUUCCUGCUCUCGCAGCUCUGCUCAUGCUGUAUGGAUGGGCAAUCAUCCCCAUGAUGUACCCGGCAUCCUUCCUGUUUGAUGUCCCCAGCACAGCCUAUGUGGCUUUGGCCUGUGCUAACCUGUUCAUCGGCAUCAACAGCAGCGCCAUCACCUUCGUCCUGGAAUUGUUUGAGAAUAACCGGACGCUGCUCAGGUUCAACGCCAUGCUGAGGAAGUUGCUCAUUGUCUUUCCCCACUUCUGCCUGGGCAGAGGCCUCAUCGACCUGGCACUGAGCCAGGCUGUGACAGACGUCUAUGCCCAGUUUGGUGAGGAGUACUCUUCCAACCCAUUCCAGUGGGACCUGAUUGGGAAGAAUCUGGUUGCUAUGGCAAUAGAAGGGGUGGUAUACUUCCUUCUGACACUCCUCAUCCAACACCACUUUUUCCUUACCCGCUGGGUCGCCGAGCCCGCUCGAGAGCCCAUUUUUGAUGAAGACGAUGAUGUGGCUGAAGAAAGACAAAGAAUUACUAGUGGGGGAAAUAAAACUGACAUCCUAAGGUUAAAUGAGCUAACCAAGGUUUACUCCGGCUCUUCCAGUCCAGCCGUAGACAGGUUAUGUGUCGGAGUCCGUCCUGGAGAGUGCUUUGGGCUCCUGGGAGUGAACGGUGCAGGCAAAACCACCACAUUCAAGAUGCUCACUGGGGACACCACAGUGACAUCAGGCGAUGCUACCGUAGCAGGCAAGAGCAUUUUAACCAAUAUUUCUGACGUCCAUCAAAACAUGGGCUACUGUCCUCAGUUUGAUGCAAUUGAUGACCUGCUCACAGGCCGAGAACAUCUUUACCUCUAUGCCAGGCUGCGGGGCGUGCCAGCAGAGGACAUCGAGAAGGUUGCUAACUGGGGCAUCCAGAGCCUAGGCUUGUCUCUGUACGCCGACCGCCUGGUAGGCACCUACAGUGGAGGAAAUAAGCGGAAACUCUCCACCGCCAUAGCACUCAUUGGCUGCCCGCCCCUGCUGCUGCUGGAUGAGCCCACGACAGGGAUGGACCCCCAGGCACGCCGCAUGCUGUGGAAUACCAUUGUGAGCAUCAUCAGAGAAGGGAGAGCCGUGGUUCUCACCUCCCACAGCAUGGAAGAAUGUGAAGCGCUGUGUACCCGGCUGGCCAUCAUGGUGAAGGGCGCGUUUCAAUGUCUGGGCACCAUUCAACACCUCAAGUACAAGUUUGGAGACGGCUACAUUGUCACAAUGAAAAUUAAAUCGCCAAAGGACGACUUGCUUCCAGACUUGAAUCCUGUCGAGCAGUUCUUCCAGGGCAACUUCCCAGGCAGUGUGCAGAGAGAGAGGCACCACAGCAUGCUCCAGUUCCAGGUCGCCUCCUCUUCCCUGGCCAGGAUCUUCCAGCUGCUCAUCUCCCACAAGGACAGCCUGCUCAUCGAGGAGUACUCAGUCACUCAGACCACGCUCGACCAGGUAUUUGUGAACUUUGCUAAACAGCAGACUGAGACCUAUGACCUCCCUCUGCACCCUCGAGCUGCUGGAGCCAGCUGGCAAGCCAAGCUCGACGGGAAAGCUGGGCGGCUGGAGACGCAGGAGCCUUUGCCCACAGGAUCAACUGAACGACUGGCGAACAUAAACAAGCCUACUGAGGCAGAAGACAAACGCACCAGGCACCCACAGUGAACUCGAGGAGGCUCUUCCAGAAGGAAACCAAGACUCGCCGGCUCACCGGCAUUCCUGAUGGCAAAACUCACCUAUCCAAACAUCCAGACCACCAAAGUAGCCCCUGACCAGUGGCUUUGCUUAGCACCUCGUCCAUUCUGAGUGGAUGUGCUUUUGUGGGGUGGGAGGAGUGUGGGUGUGUGGGUGUUAUUCGGAAGGAGCAAUAAAAUGCACUCUCCUUGUGAACUACUCAUUAA